GUCGCACCGAUCCGUGACACAUCGGUUGUCCAAGUGUAGCUCUAUGUUUCUGCUGAUUGUGUGUUUCUGCUGAGAUCCACUGCAUGCAUGCUCCCUCCCCACCUUUUGCUAGUUGCAAUAAAAGCCCUGCUGGCACAAGGACGCUUCACUGCAGAGGAGCUCAAGUGUCCUGAGAAGUAGACGCAACGCCUGACUUGUCCUUUUGAGCCACGCUGCGUGGUUAGUGCAUUGUAAUCAUGACCACUAAUUUGAUCAAGAAUCCCAGAGGUGAAGUGUUUCCCUCCCAGAGCAACUGGAUUUCUGGGAGCUGACAGAGACCGGCGGUAGCGAGUGGACGGUGGAGGACAUGCCGGGAGACUGCGGCCAUGACUUCAGUGAUACGGCUGUCACAAAAUACUUUGCAACCUCCUUUGAGCUGUGUCUGAAGAGACAAGUCAUUGACUUAUUGGAGCAGGGUUUCACUUGUGAGCAGCUGGACGCCCAACCUGUCGUAUCAGUUGAAGACUGGUACUGCGGGAGGCAGGACUGUGGCUGCACCUACCAGAUAACGGUGUGUCUGCUGGAUGAGAAUCAUGUGGUCAUGCAGGAGUUCACGCCCGAACCUGUGACUCUGGACCCGGAGUGUGACGACUGCUCAUGGAAGCAGGUCAGCCACACCUUUUCAGAGUAUGGUCCCGGUCUACGUUUCAUCUCCUUUGAACAUGGAGGCCAUGACACAAAGUACUGGGAAGGCUGGUAUGGAGUGAGGGUUACUGGGAGCUCUGUUACGCUUCAGGUGUAGGCAAGGGGGGGGGGCAUGUAUUUGUUCGUGCAAUGCUUUCAAGAUGACCAUGGUAACCUUAUGCAACAGUACGGAACAUCAUGCAUGUUUCACGCUA
This is a messenger RNA of Syngnathus typhle (broad-nosed pipefish), 878 nucleotides long. RefSeq names its product F-box protein 2 (gene fbxo2). The transcript is spliced from 6 exons. Lineage: Eukaryota; Metazoa; Chordata; Actinopteri; Syngnathiformes; Syngnathidae. Gene Ontology annotation, cellular component: SCF ubiquitin ligase complex; cytoplasm. The record is from RefSeq and is a predicted model, not a curated record. The coding region runs from base 347 to 781 and encodes 144 amino acids. Gene Ontology annotation, molecular function: ubiquitin protein ligase activity. Gene Ontology annotation, biological process: SCF-dependent proteasomal ubiquitin-dependent protein catabolic process; glycoprotein catabolic process.